Sungouiella intermedia is the source of this 1587-nucleotide messenger RNA. The record is from the annotation of a GenBank genome assembly. Lineage: Eukaryota; Fungi; Ascomycota; Pichiomycetes; Serinales; Metschnikowiaceae.
AUGCCUGGAGACAACACCUUACGUCCGUAUUACGACCACGAUACCUUCAACGCAGGGUAUCUGGUGAUCUUUAAGCCCGGUGUGGGGCUAAUAGAUACCACCACGCGCAAACCAGUAACGGCUUCAUUGGGCCACAAUCUAGCAAACCAAAAUGGCACUUUCCCGCCAGGAAAAGUCGGAUUGCUGGCAAUGUCCCCCUCCGGAGCUGAUCUAUUAAUGAAAUCCGCCGACAAGAACUACGUGUAUGACUUGGAGCUCCUGGAGUAUUUUGACAUGAAUAAUUUGGGUGAGCUCUUCAAGAACUUGGUAUGGAAUUUCUUUAAGAACUACUGCAAGGUUCUUCUUUCACAACCAUUGGAGAUUGUGCGGUUGGUUCUUCAGGUUGGUUAUUUUGACUUUACACUGCCUGCUAAAAACGACGCCAACUACUCACGUUUGAUGGAUGACAUGGAGCCAAACUCGAAGUCCGUGGACUUGCUUUCAUCUGAUGACUACGAGGAGGAAAUCGACUACUUCCAGCUGACAGAAUUGGCAGAGGUGCCUGCCAAUCGCCUCAAGAGGACGGAGACCCCUCCGCAGGUGAAACGGGCCAAAAGCAAGAAUCCUAAUAAGAUCUAUCCAAUCUCUCGACACACCAUCGACAUCAUGACGGCCAUUGCAUCUAAGGAUGGACCAUUUGCUUUAUUCAAGGGUAUUAACGCCUCGUUCAUCCAUUACACGUUGUCGCACACAAUUGAGGCGUGGAUCACUGGAUUUUUAUCGCCAUUCUUGGCCAUUCCUGAUCCAUUUUUCCUUGAUUUGACUCAUUCCACUGAACCUGCAAAGUCGCUUUGGCUCUCGGUCCUGGCUUGUGUGUUAGCAGGCGUAAUAUUGAUGCCUCUUGACUUGAUUAAGGUUAAACUCAUGCUUACGCAAUUUAACAAGCCUGCGAUUGCCGAACCACAUACUCCACAGGAGAGUAUAAUGACUACAGACAACGAUGCUGCUCACUGGGCUGCCUCAACGUCUCCUGAACCAACUGCACUUUCCCAUGCUCCAGAGCACUCGACCAUGAAUCAAAGAUCUGUUAGAGACUCCAUCCGGAAUUUCCCUCAUGGUGUGCUCCUCCGGCCACCUCCAACGAUUGUGUUGCUUACGGUUCUCCAUCAAUUCUCCACUACUGUGUUCAGAAAACUGGCUCCUUAUUUGUUGUUUGUGCGCUACAAUAUCGACUCAUACCUGUCUCCCAAUCUCUAUACGGUGGUGAAUCUUAUGCUUCUGUUGAUGGAACUCUUCAUCAAGUUGCCCGUGGAAAAUAUGUUGAGAAAGGAGCAAGUUCGUUUCUUAUUGACGCCCAAGCCUGUUUCGGAGGACCCAUACCGUGUGGUGACUAUUGACGACCCGAGCGAGAAUUUGAUUGUGACCUUCAAUGGAUGGGAUGCGUCUCAAUUGCUCGACGAGGAGGGCGAACAAAAAUUAAGUUUCUGGACAAGAUUCCGCAUUUUGGGACUUUUCAACGGCUGGCGUGUGGGUGUUUUGAAUGUGAUAGGGUUCUGGGGCUAUAACAUCUUCAAGAGCUCAGCGGUGAUGGCGGAGGAGAGACUUUAA